This is a messenger RNA of Homalodisca vitripennis (glassy-winged sharpshooter), 1360 nucleotides long. RefSeq names its product glycerol-3-phosphate phosphatase-like. The coding region runs from base 102 to 1034 and encodes 310 amino acids. Gene Ontology annotation, molecular function: phosphatase activity. The transcript has 7 exons. Gene Ontology annotation, cellular component: cytoplasm. The record is from RefSeq and is a predicted model, not a curated record. NCBI's taxonomy places the organism in Eukaryota, Metazoa, Arthropoda, Insecta, Hemiptera, Cicadellidae.
AGUCAGUUAUCUAUUGACCUACUCAACCUCUGGAGUAUUCGGACAGUCCUAAUCUAUCGACGGUUUAAAGUUAUCAGAAAAAGCGUCUUCACAAGCAAAAAAUGGCGUUAAAAGCUUUAUCAAGUUUAUCAUCAGAUGAAUAUGAGAACUUCCUGAAUUCUUUCGACACUGUAUUGACAGACUGUGAUGGUGUACUCUGGGUUGAGGACGAACUCCUACAAGGUUCCCCGGAAGUAAUUAACGAGUUUAAAAGAAUGGGUAAAAAAGUGUUUUUCGUAACAAACAACAGUACGAAAACAAGAAGUGAAUUUCUCGAUAAAUUCAGAUCUCUUGGCUUCAACGCAAAAAAGGAGGAAAUAAUCAGCACUGCAUAUUUAACAGCUGAGUACUUAUCGUCCAUGAACUUCAACAAAAAAGUCUACGUGGUUGGUUCCUCAGGAAUGGCGAAGGAGUUGGAUAAUGUUGGCAUCAGACACACUGGAGUAGGGCCGGACGUCAUGACCUCAAAUCUGACAGAACUGGUGGACAACUUGAAACUGGACCCUGAGGUAGGAGCUGUGGCAGUGGGUCUCGACGUACACUUCAGUGUGCCCAAGAUGAUAAAAGCCGCCUCUUAUUUGGAAAGGAAAGGAACGAUUUUCCUCACAGCAAAUACAGAUGAGCGGUAUCCCUUAGAUGCCGAUGCUGUCAUGCCGGCCACUGGAGCAUUUGUGGCAGCUAUACAAACAUGUGCAGAGAGAAAACCUAUCAUCGUCGGCAAACCUGGUGCUUACAUUCGAAAUUACCUCGUUAACAAGCACAAGAUUGAUCCAAGCAGAACUAUCAUGAUUGGAGACAGGUGCAAUUCAGAUAUUCUUCUUGGCAAGAGAUGCGGAUUCCAGACCCUGCUGGUCUUAAGUGGUGUGACGAGUCUAAAACAAGUCAAGGUUUGGAAGGAUUCAAAGGACAAGGAUAAGAAUGAGCUUGUUCCCGAUUACUACACAAACAAACUGGGUGACCUGCUGCCCUAUGUUAAGAACACGUGGCAUUACUGAUGCUUUAUCGUGGUGAAGUAACUUGCUUUAGCUCAGGUAAAACAAUGUUCAUGUUUGGCCACUCAAUUUUAACAUGUCUUGCCGUAAAGUUUAUACUAAGUAUUUAAAUAUAAGAAUUAUGUUCCUCUUAAUAAUUAUUAAGUUAAUGAUAUUAACAUUUAGGAUAAUAUUAAUGAUAGGGAUAAGAAGACGAAUUAAUGGACAGAUUUGAAAUGAAACUACAAUAUAUCUAUAAUAAGAUUAGUUUUGAUGACCAUAAAUUUGUUUAUGAACACACAGAUGUGAAAUUUUGUAACACUUUUAUUAAUACCUAGGUACUUAACUUA